Molecule: messenger RNA, 2073 nt
Organism: Penicillium pulvis
Lineage: Eukaryota; Fungi; Ascomycota; Eurotiomycetes; Eurotiales; Aspergillaceae
Gene: chs3
Product: putative chitin synthase activator (Chs3)
Exons: 3
Coding region: 1-2073 (690 amino acids)
Molecular function (GO): protein binding
Source: RefSeq, a predicted model, not a curated record
AUGGCUUAUUCGGUGGCACACGGCGGCCACCCUUUACCCUCACCUCCCCCAGCUUAUCUCCGGGACUCUCCUCCGCCGCUAUCUGCGCACAACUCCAAAGCCACUCCACGAACGAUCCCGACUCGUCCACAGAGCUUGAACUUCAUCCGACCGGCUGUCUCAGUUAUUACCGACAAUGAUGAAUCCCCGGUGGUUCAAAACUCACCCCGCUCCCCAGUCAAGAUCGACAGUGGAGUUCAACUACCCCAGGCUUCUAGUGUUCCCAUCGAGAAUAUUCCCAAUGGCCCUGGAACACCAAAGAUUGAGCUACCGGAGUUCGCGCACAUGUCACUGAGAGAGUCGACCCCGGAUCAACACUGGGACAUUACAUAUCCUCCACGGACAGACUCACAGGCGCCAUCUCCUCAGUCCCAUGCAUAUGGACCACCCGCCAGCAACGGAUCAUGGUCUGUUGGCGAAGCACCGCUGAAAGAUGACGCCCAAAGCUCUCUCAAAAAGACUGACUCCUCUCGUGGCAGCUGGGAAAGUGUGGCCGUGGUUUCUGAUGCCUAUGAACCCCUCACAUAUCACCACCAACAGCAACAGGUUACACAAGGGGCGAAGCGCUCGACCUUGGGGAUGAACCUCAAAGAUCACCCGUCUGGCUCGACUGGAAACCUAGCCGUUCAGCGGACGAGGAUUGCUCGCCCUCUUUCGGCAUAUUCGUCUGGAUCGGAUGGUGUGGCCGCCCACCGACGCAAUCUCUCGGCCUCGCCAUACAUGCAGGGCCGGUCGUCAUCCAGAAACUCCACCGCGUCCCCAGAUCACCGUUCCAGCUCAUUUCUCGAUCUGUUGAAUACAUCCUACCCCCAGCCUGGUCCCAGUGUGGCCCAAUUCGACAAUUCGCAACUCCGGUCAUCGGUCGGGAACAAUGCUUCCCUCUUAAGCCAUAAGGAAACAUUUGAGAUGUACCUGGCAAACGUGAAGAAAACAGAUUCACCAGGCGUGCAGUACGAAUUUGCAGUUUUCAUGAUCAGCUCCAUGCGUGAAAUGCCCAAUGUGGAUCUCGAAGACUCAAACUCCAUCACGCGGGCCCGGCUGCUUCGGGAAUCGAAGUCCAUUCUUCAACGUCUUGCGGACCGCAGCUUUCCUUUUGCACAAUACUACUUGGGUGAUGGGUAUGCGUCUGGACUAUUCAACAAGGGAAAAGAAGACCACGACCGAGCAUUUUCGCUCUUUGUCGCCGCCAGCAAACACGGCCACGUGGAAGCUUGUUAUCGCACAGCUCUGUGCUACGAGUUUGGCUGGGGAACAAGGCCAGAUGGUGGUCGGGCAGUCCAAUUCUACCGACAGGCUGCUUCGAAGAACCAUCCUGGUGCAAUGUCUCGCAUGGCUAAGGCGUGUUUGGCAGGUGACAUGGGACUGGGCAAGCGUUACCGAGAGGGAAUCAAAUGGAUGAAGCGUGCUACCGAAUCAUCCGAUAUGCAAUAUAACUCGGCUCCAUAUGAGCUCGGCUUACUUCAUGAGACGGGUUUCGGAGAUGAUGUGUUCCAGGAUGUUUCCUACGCAGCACAGUUGUUCACCAAAUCUGCGGAGCUGGGUCACGUGGAGGCAUCUUACCGACUAGGUGAUGCCUACGAGCACGGCAAGCUGAACUGCCCUCGUGACCCUGCUCUGAGUAUCCAUUUCUACACUGCUGCUGCCCAGCAUGAACAUCCUCUUGCUAUGAUGGCAUUGUGUGCGUGGUAUAUGGUUGGUGCGGAGCCGGUCCUUGGGAAGGAUGAGGAUGAGGCCUAUGAGUGGGCUAGACGGGCAGCCAAUCUUGGUCUUGUAAAGGCCCAAUACGCCGUCGGAUACUUUACCGAAAUGGGAAUGGGCUGCCGACGUGAUCCGCUCGAGGCGAAUGUUUGGUAUGUCAAAGCUGCCGACCAAGGUGACGAGCGUGCCAAGUUACGCAUUGCUGCAAUCCGAGCUGCCGCCGAUGGCGCGAGCGCUGCAAUGACUACUCGCAGUGGAGGUCGUUUCCAGAGGGACAAAAGCAACCAAGGGCAGGAUGUCACCAAAGCAAAGCAAAAGCGAUUUACCAUUUUCUGA